CCACUUCCCAUGGACUCCUGUUGGCACCUGCAGACCCAUGUGCCAGUGGCAAGCCAGCCUGUUGAAGGACUGUUGUUCCCUGUAGAAAGUAUAUAAAAUGACUGCAAUAACUUCUGCAAGAGGAAAUACAGAAGUGGUCAAUGUCAGAAGAACGGAAUCACAUGAUAUUUCUGGUAUUAUCAGUCUCAGCAGCUAUUUUACUGAAAAAACGUUUGGAAGGAUUAAUGUCAUCUAUCUUUUAGAAAAAGCUAACUUUGCUGUGACACUCAGCAAUGAGAAGAAUGAGGUUAUUGCCCAUGCUGCAUUUCUGGACUAUCCAAAUUGGAAUCUUGUUGAUCAAGCUGAUUGGGAAUCAUUCUUACAUGAAAACUACAGUGAUGAAAAGUGCACACCUCUGAAUACACUGUUUAUGCAUCUUUUUGUGGCAAAGGAUGAAUACGCAGUUGGAUGUGCCCAAGAAAUCAUUAGGACAGUUUUUAAGGCAGUACCAGAAGUGCACUUUAUUCUUCUUUUCGUACCAAAUGAUGUGGAUUUAGGCCCAGGCUUAGGAGGUUUUUUUGAGCAGAUGACGAGUGUUCCAGGUUCGACAGUUGAUGUGGACUUUACUUUGUUUGUGUGCCACAGGCACUUACAUUGUCCCCAGCUGUACAUUCGCAAAGCAAGGGUGGAAGACCAUGAUGAUCUCAUGCCUAUCUUCAUGAACCAGAAUGAAAUUCUGAGAGAAACCUAUGGAGAGUACUUCCUUGCAGAACUGAUAGACGCUCAAGAUGAAAAAAACCAUGCUGUUGUUUGUGAGGAUGAUGGCACAGCAGUAGGUUUCAUGAGUGUGUGCUCUGAAGUGAAUAUACAAUUACUUCAUGACUGUUUUGACCUGGGGCCUUUCCAUGGUCUCUGCAAACCACAUCCUGAUGAUAUUCUCAAACUACCACAGGAGCCAAGUAUUGAAACAGAUGAAGAAAAAAGCAGCCAAACAAGUCAAGAAGCAGAAUCUGUUUUAUCUCAAAACUCUGAAUGUAUUAGUGCCCAUGAUAUGGAUAUUCAGAUGGGCACUAAAACUGAAGAUGUCCUUCCCCAAACCUUGGAUAUUGUCACCUCACAUUCUACAACAGAAAGUGUUCAGAAUACUGUUUCAGAGAAGGAGGGUGUAAACACUGUUUCCAAUGCUGAAUUGCCAGUAGAUGAUGUCAUUGGCACAGAUUUGAAAGCCGCUGGGACACCUACCUUAGAGACUGACGAGAGAGAUUCCUUUCAUCCUGUGUACAGAGGAGCUGCAACUGCUUUCUGUAUUCAGCUAUUCUGUAUUGAUGAGAAACAUGAAACAAGGUCACUGGAUUUCUUGCAAUAUGUUUUCAACCUCUUUCCAGACAAAGACUUUUGCAUCAUCACAGUGCCACACCUUGUGCCAGAAUUCCUUCUGAUCCAGAAUUUUGUUCGAGUUAAUCCUUCCAGCAACUCCACUCUUGAUCAUGAGCUCUAUGUGUUUCACCGUGCAGGACUGCUCAAGUCAUUUAAGGUAAGAGCAGCGACAACUAGUGAUACACCUGCUGUUGAAAUGCUCAUCAAAACUCUUGACUUGAAUGACUGUAUACUGGAUGACUUAAAGGUCUUCACUCAGGCUCGCAGAGAUCCAGAUGGGACACCUGUCCAGGCAUUUGUAGCAGAAGUUUUGGAUCAGAUAGUUGGCAUUUCUGUUGUUAAAAAUGAAAUGGAUAUUGAAUAUAUCCGUUCACAUUACAACAUUGAAGAUUUUAUUUACUUCAAUCAUCACCAGCAGGAGGAACAUGGCCAUCUAUACCACUUUGCUCUAAAUCCCAUAUUCCAUCAUUAUACCAAAUAUUUUCUGAAAGAGAUCCUUCGCUUAGCCUACAAGUCUUGUCUCUACUACCCUAUUUAUCCACAGUCUGUGAACGGCAAGUUUCAGAAUCCCUAUGCCCAUUCCCUGACAUCUGCCCUUCAUUAUAUGGUUCCCGUGCGACCACGACGACAGAUUGUCUAUCCUCUGGAAAAGCUUGGCAUAAACGCUCCAUCAAAGCAGGUCUCCAAGGAUCAGUUAAGCUAUGCUUUGAACCACAUAAAUCGAAAGCUGAUGCUAGAGCCUAAAGUGUCUGUCAAUGCUAGAAUCGUGGUGGUUGGUGCAUCAAAUGUUGGAAUCUCCUUUCUAGAAACACUGAUUUUUUGUCCGCACCUGAAGUUUAACAAUCUGACCCUGAUUUCAACUCAUGGACUUCCAGGAAAAAAUCCACCAGACUCUAAGGACAGAGGAUUUUUAAUUCACAGCCACUGUUUUAAUGAUAAAGAUUAUGCAUUGAUGUCACUUUGUUCCUGGGUUAAUGUUGUGGUUGGUAAAAUGACUGGCAUAGACCGAGCUGCCAAACAUGUAGUGGUUUCCAAAGGGAAAAAAGUGCCAUAUGACCACCUUGUUCUCUGUACUGGGCAGCAAUACCAGGUUCCAUGUCCCACUGGAGCAGAUAUCAGUAAACUUCAGACUAACAGGGAAGUCAUACACAGCUGUAGACAAAGAUGUACUGGAGAAGUUCCUACCAAUCUCUUUAAUCUCUCUGAUGAUGAAGACUGCUUAAAGGCAGGGCACUGGUUAAAAGAAAACUUUAUCAAUUCACACGGGAAUGUCAUUGUCUAUGGGAAUACCAUUGACAUUUACUCCACAGCACAAACCCUCCUAUCUCUUGGAAUUCAUGGUUCUCGCAUACAUCUUGUGCAGCCACCGCUUAGCUCAAAUGUAACUUGCCUUAACAACAACGCAAUCGAAAAAGCUGUUAAAGAGGCGUUGUCAAAGAAUGAUGUGUAUGUCUAUUAUGACAGUAUAUUGGCACAGUGGAAUGAAGGUGACCACCCAGAUCCUAUAACAUGUGCUUCUUUCACGACUAAUACAAGACCAUUUAAACUGCAAUGUACAGCAUUCUUUAACUUUUCCAACAAGGGAGUGGAUUAUGAAACCUUCAAGGCGAUUAAUGACGCGUGCCUUGUUUAUGAUGGAAGACUUGUGAUUGAUGCCAACUUCCAUACUAAUGAUGUUACUAUCAGAGCGGCAGGUCCUUUAACCAAGUUCUCCAAUAUAUAUUAUGCAAAUGAAUGGACACACAGCAAUUUCAGUUCGAAAGAGAUUGGUUUCCAGCUAGCUGCAGCUAUGCUGAAUCUCUUUGAUCCAACUCUUGAGCCAGUUUCUGAGCCACCAGAAGAUCUGGAUAGACUCAUCCCUAUGUACAAGGGAUGUAAAAUUCAAGGGGGUGUUCUACCCGGAGGUUAUAAUUACUUGCAUAUUUUCAAACCAGGAAUCCCUACACGCUUGGAUGUACAAAUUACACAACCUAAUUAUGGGAUGGAAAUCAUAACAGGGGAUGCAACAAAGGGGAAUUACUUCAGGAUACAUGUCAACCAAUACAGUAUGGUAGAAACCAUUACCUGCCUUUCAAAGGAGCCCUUCCCUGUCUCCAACUACAUUUGUUUGUUUGGCCAGCAUGAGCGGGUCCUUAACAAUCUUUGUUCUCGCUGGAAGGAGGGAUUGAUCAAAGAUCUUUAUAGCUAUUUCAGGGAACCUUGGUCCAUGGCUAUCUAUCACGAUCGGUUUAUUGAUCUUAAGAAAGAACUGCACCAAAUCCUAAUAUCCAGCCAGGUGGAUGGCCUUCCAUCAUUGGAACAGCUAGUUCACCAGAUAGUGGAUGGCGAACUCAUUCUUGCUGAGAAACCAAAGAAAUACCUGAAAAGGUUCUUUCAGCAAAAUAUCUACAAGCAACGGGUGGAGGAAAGCAUCCUCAGUUAUCUGAAAUACAAUAAUUACCAUCUGCCUAUGUAUGCAUGGCCAGGGAUUGUUUAGUUAUGAUUGGCUAAAGGAGGCUGGCUUUUCACUCUUGAUCCAUAGGGCUCCUAACUACCAGCCCCUCUCUUAGGGAGCCCUCAGCUGGUUUUCAGACUUAGGCUGCAUUCUGCAAGCACCAUGACCUGUUCUCUUUCAAUUCUCCAGUAGGUGGAGCAGGAUUCUGAUUUCCCCUUCAGCAAGAA
Gopherus flavomarginatus (Mexican gopher tortoise) is the source of this 4017-nucleotide messenger RNA. It is a transcript of the gene CFAP61, whose product is annotated as cilia and flagella associated protein 61. Bases 98 to 3832 code for a protein of 1244 amino acids. The record is from RefSeq and is a predicted model, not a curated record. NCBI's taxonomy places the organism in Eukaryota, Metazoa, Chordata, Testudines, Testudinidae. The transcript has 27 exons.